GCCCCACAGAGCCCCACCCGGACGGAUCCGCGUCCCUAUAAAAUAGAAGCAACUCUCUUCCAUCGUUCCAUCUGUUUUUCGUUUGUCACUCCCACGAUUUCUCCUGUCUAUGAAUUUCAGGAACGAGAGAGUUGUCCCCCUCGAUUCAAGGAUGGAUUCACAAGUCUUCACUUUUCAAGAACUUGCACUAGCUACCGCGAAUUUUCGGCCUGAAUUUAUAUUAGGCAGGAGAAAUUCUGAAGUUUUUAAGGGACAACUCGAGAUUGAUGGCCCGUUUGUGGCGAUUAAACGAGUCAAUGGAAACAGAGAAUUCUUGGUUGAGGUUUUGAUGCUAAGCCUUGUUCGCCAUCCGAAUCUGGUCAAUUUGAUUGGCUAUUGUGCCGACGGUGAUCAACGGCUUUUGGUGUAUGAGUACAUGCCUUUGGGAUCUCUGGAAGACCAUUUGUUCGAUGUUGCGCCAGAUCAGAGACCAUUAGACUGGUACACUAGGAUGAAAAUAGCUGUAGGUGUCGCUAAAGGCUUGGAGUAUUUGCAAAUCAAGGUCAACCCGUCUAUUAUUCAUCGGAAUCUGAAACCAUCUGUUGUGUUACUCGAUGAACAAUUCAAUCCAAAACUCUCAGGUUUUGGGCUUGCUAAGUUAGGUCCAAUUGGGAAUAGAUUGCAUGUUUCCGCAAGAGUAGUGGGGACCGACGGCUAUUGUGCUCCAGAGUAUGCAAGCACAGGUCUCCUUACAUCAAUGGCAGAUGUGUACAGCUUUGGAGUUGUUUUGUUAGAGCUAAUCACAGGGAAGAGAGUCAUCGAUACUAUGCGGCCCGCUGACGAACGUUGUCUUCUUACUUGGGCUAACUCCAUUCUCAAAGACCCAAAGAGGUUCCCAGAGUUGGCUGAUCCACUCCUUCGAGGGGAAUUCCCAGAGAGUUGUCUAAAUCAAGCAGUCACCAUUGCCGCCAUGUGUGUCCAAGAGGAAUCCACAGCCCGUCCCUCAAUCACCGAGAUUGUUGCCUCACUUAGCUUGCUUUCAAAUCCAAUCAGCAAUGACGAUUAGAUGUGAAUGAUGGAUACCCAGAUCAAAGGCCCCCCGAGUGCACGGUUCAAAUUCGAUGAAGAAUAGUAGCAAAUCUUGAAGUGGAAGUAUUUUAUGCUAAUAAAUGGUAGGCUCUCUCUUCUGAUUUUCUCCAUAACUACUUGUCCUUUUCUGUGUAUCUGUGAUUUAGUACAAGAGUUGUAUCUUGGGUGGGAGUAGCAUUCUCUUACUAAUGAGCAGCGUUUUCAGGUUUUCUCA
Messenger RNA from Magnolia sinica, 1282 nucleotides. Its product is annotated as probable serine/threonine-protein kinase PBL26. The coding region runs from base 110 to 1045 and encodes 311 amino acids. The record is from RefSeq and is a predicted model, not a curated record. The transcript is spliced from 5 exons. Gene Ontology annotation, molecular function: ATP binding; protein kinase activity. NCBI's taxonomy places the organism in Eukaryota, Viridiplantae, Streptophyta, Magnoliopsida, Magnoliales, Magnoliaceae. Gene Ontology annotation, biological process: protein phosphorylation.